AUGUUCAACUUCAAGCAGUUCACCAGGAAUGGACACCACGGCCAUGAUCUGCAUGCAAUACAACCCAUUUUCAAAGACUCUUAUUGGCAAUGGUACAUCGAAAGCUAUCUCAGGAAUGAUAGAGAAACUACUAUCAAGCAUACACCCUAUGUCAUCACCAAAUUUACAGAAAAAUCAUCCGAAGUUGUCAAGAUACGACAGUUUUUCGAAGAAAAGCAAUUGCCAGGACCUGGUGUUUUAGAGAUUAUCGCUAUACUUAAAUCACCACUAACAGGAGGUGAUGUAAACAAAACAUUUUAUAUACUUCGCAUGUUUCAAUUGAGCACUGAAGGAUGGUUUCUUACCAAUUCAAGAAUUGACAAAUUGGGCAACAAAUUGUCUUUUGUUGGUGCAGAAAAUUGGGACAAUGUCUUGUGCUAUAUGGAUGCAUUAUUGUUUGCCAUGUUUGCCAAUUUGGAUAGCUUUGAGCCAAUUUUAUUUAUACCUAAUCAAGAUGAACCUUUGGUUGCACAAUUAUCGGCAUUGUUGAGAGUUUAUGUGUCGUUAUUACGUCUGGGGUACCUAAUUACUACUGACCUCACAGCACGCAUAUGUGAAGGGUUAAUGAAACUAGGUUUCGAUGAAGCUCUCAGCCACAAGCAACAAGACUCGGCUGCCUUGUUUGAGUUUUUAACUGAAGUAUUGAAUAUGCCUUUGUUGACAUUCAAGGUUGAUAUCAAGCAUGGAGGCAAAUUCAACAAAAAGGACGAUCAAAAGCUUUCAAAAGAAAGAAUAUUGUUUGUAAGUAUACCUGAUGAGGACGAGGAAGUAAAGAAGGAGCCAUCAAACGAAUCUGACUCAGAUAUUCUCACUCAAUCCAUUUCGAGUUUAAAUCUGAGCGGGUCGGAGAUGGAUGAAUCGAUAUUAUUGGAGGAGUGUUUGGAACACUACUUUAAUAAUUCAAUCAGUGUCAAGCGUGAGUUGGAAAGACGUGCAUCGUUAUCCAACGUCCCCUCCGCCGCUUUCAACAAUAUACCUGAAGAUUCACCUAUUGAAGUCACACGACAUGAUUCAAGCAAACAUUAUGUUGAAGAAGUAGAAGACAUUGAUGAAAAAAUCAAGUUAAGAGACAGGUCGGAUAGCACCAAAACUGAUGGAGUUAGAAUUACUGCCAGGACAAGAUCUUCUACUUUGUCCAUUUGGUCUACAAAUGAUAAUGAGAGGCGUGACUCUAAAAAACCAAACGAAGUCAAUCUCCCAGCAUGGAUGUUUUUACGAUUAUUACCCUUUUACACUGAUGACAAUAUAUUGACAGAUAAUUUGGAAAGCACAGCCAAGUCGUCUAGGGAUUUUGCCAAUAGAAGACCAAUAUUACCAAUAUGCUUGAAACGGUACCAUUUAAAUACUGGUGAUUCGGCAGGUACGAAAUCACACAAGCGUAUAAUUAUCCCGCCCUUUAUUGAUCUUCCUGACUUUGUUGCUGAUGAUAUUGAUGGACCAGUUUCGUCAUUUAGGUUGAUACUUGAAAGUGCUAUAUGUCAUCGAGGUAAAGCAAUAGAGCUGGGACAUUUUGUCGCGGCAGUGAGGAAAAACAUUGAUGUGAUCAACCAAACUGAAGACGAAGCGUAUGAGUCUAGAUGGUUUUUAUAUGAUGAUAUGAAAAAAAGUCUGAGAGUGGUGGAGAAAACAUUUAAGGAGAUUUUUGCUACCGAAUGGCCAUACAUGUUAUUUUACCGAUUGGUUUCCGCAAAUGAGACUAGUGCUGUCUCGUCAAUGAAGAGUGAUAUUGUACCCCAGAACGGAAGCAAAGCGAAAUAUUGGCAUGAACAACUGAAACCAGCAGCGAAUCAGGGGCCAGUUCUAUCGCCCAUUCUAUCUUCAAAUGGCAGCGAAGUGAGUGAUCCACCAGAGAAGCAAACAUUAAACAACCCUAAACUUAGAGCAUCGUCAACUUCAGUGGUAUCAUCGAUCCCGCCUGAUGCUCCCGAUUACACCGAUAUUCGUAAUCGGUACUUUUGGUUUAUCCCAGAUGAGAAUAAAAAUUAUUACAAGGAAGAAGUAAUGGUGUUGGAUGGAACUUCGUCGGUUAACUUUAGCCCUCAAUUUAGACGCAAUAGUCAAUGGAGUGUCAAUUCAAAUAUCAGUAACAUCCUUCUAGCUAAAUCCUCACUGGGUCAUCUACCAGAAAAAAGUGAUCCAUUGCUACCAGCCAAUCCUACUUCCGAAGCCAAAUCCAACUCAUUGGAAAUCCCUCGUGAUGAGAAGCAAGCACCCAAAUUGGAAAAAAGUAGCACAGGGUCCAUUUGGAGAAGGAAAAAAAGUCCCAGAGUUAAAGCAGAAUCCGUUGAGCCAGUUGAAGAAGAACAACAAAUCCCAAAAUUGGACGAGCCAAAGCAAACUUUCCCGCAAACUUUACGCAACAAAGACAACAGCACAACCGUAAUAUCACAAAACCACAGUCAUGGGUUACUACAUAGAUCUAAACAUCGAAGAGAUGCAUACAAGAAAGAAAAGUGUAUAAUUACAUAG
Molecule: messenger RNA, 2508 nt
Organism: Lodderomyces parapsilosis
Lineage: Eukaryota; Fungi; Ascomycota; Pichiomycetes; Serinales; Debaryomycetaceae
Exons: 1
Coding region: 1-2508 (835 amino acids)
Biological process (GO): protein deubiquitination
Cellular component (GO): nucleus; cytosol
Molecular function (GO): cysteine-type deubiquitinase activity; cysteine-type endopeptidase activity
Source: RefSeq, a predicted model, not a curated record